GUUUUGAAAUCUGGUUAUUACUUUAAUUAAUUUUUUGCUUAGGAUGUCAACAACGUAAUUCCACUGUGAAACUUGCUCUUGAAAACCCUUAAGCCUUAGUUAAUGCCUUGGUGAAUUUCUCUUUCUAAAGUUCAAUCUUAAGAGAAGAUGCAUCUCAAUUCAAUCACUGAACUGCCAAUGUUUUAGUACAUGAAAUGUUCCUUCUUAUCUAUUCCUAAGUAAAAAGUCCUCUUUAUUAUUUUACUAAUUAUUUUUUUUUCUUCUCUUGAUUUGCUUUUUCCUCCUUUGAUAACACUUUUGUGCUGGGGUCAUAUCAUACUCAUCAUAGCCAGGAUAGGCUUUUUGAAAAUUCUUCAUGGGGUGGUGGAAAAGCAAAGUAGCACACCAAAUGCUUCUUUCAUGUUUUUGCAUAUUCAGGAAUAUCACAAUAUUUACACCCUCAUGGAUCACUGUUCCUCUUGCUCUCUUGCUGCUUUUUUCCAGUUACAAACUGGUUGGAUUCAUGUUCUUCUCCUCUCUCCUCUUCACAUCUCUAGCACUGCUUUUGUCCACUUUUCUUCUUAUCUUCUGGAAGCACAAGGCAGUACCAAAUGAUGAACUUGCUGAAGGAAAUGGUUUCAUUUUGAGUACUACUACUUCUGAGGAGAAGAUCUCACAUGGAAGGGAAAGUGCUGUUGCUAUUGCACCAACCCCAAUGCACAAGAAUGCUGAAACUGUUGUGACACAAGCAAAGGAAAGUGAAGAAGUUAGUGAUGAUAAAUGCCAAGAAGAAGGGUUGUUUUUGUCCACUUCUGAAGAAGUAGAUCACACACUUUCUGAUGAGUGCUCAGAUGGGACAAUUUCUGAUGAGGACAGCCUCAUAGAGAUUGCACUUCCAAGUGGACACUUUGUGGGUCAUAAUCAGAACAAAGAAGACUCCAAUUCCAAGUACAACAACUGCUGCACCUUGCAACAGAAGAAGAGGGAGUUAUCAAGUGCUCAUGAGGCCCUUUUCAACCAACAUAGCCUGAUGGAAUUCUUGGCAGAGUUUAAUGAAAUGAAUGAGGAAGAUAACUUGAUAGAGAUUGACAUAGCCAUGGGUUCUAUCAAGUGCUCAAGGUUUGAAAUAGAAGCAUAAACUAAUUAAACUCUUUGUUGUUUCAUGCGAUAUAUAUAUAUAUAUAUAUAUAUAUAUAUAUAUAUAUAUAUAUAAUUUUAAUUACAAAAGGCUAGGCUUGUGCAGCAGUUUGAAGCUGCUGUUGUUCUUCACAAGCUUCGGAUACUCAUUAAAGUGAUUGUAUUAUGACCCUUUCUUUUUGACUUCUUAAUGCUCAUAAAAAAAGAAAAGCAAUAUGAAUUAAAGUUGAAGAAAGCUGGUCCCAGUUAACGGA
Molecule: messenger RNA, 1370 nt
Organism: Glycine soja
Lineage: Eukaryota; Viridiplantae; Streptophyta; Magnoliopsida; Fabales; Fabaceae
Exons: 1
Coding region: 356-1117 (253 amino acids)
Source: RefSeq, a predicted model, not a curated record